AAUAGGUCUCAACUUGUAAUACUGGUAAGUCACUCUGCCUAGUUUCCAAUAACCCAAAAACCAAAAAGUAACACCAAAGAAAAAAACACACACAAGAAACACAAAAAAACACAGAAGAAACUGCACUGCACCUCGAUUUGAUCAUUCCUUCUUCUGUCUGAAAAAUCAUUUACAAUUUUUAAUUUUUGUUACUUAGACUUACUUAUUUAACUUUGUUUCUCUCUCUAGGAGGUGAGGGAUAUUGCCAGUAAUGGCAGUGUUUCAGUGGCAGUGCAAGAAAAAGGGGUUAGAGUUUUCAUUGGGAAGGUAAAAUUUUUGCACCCAAAUACAAGCCAACGUUUAACACCUUCAUGUUUUUCAUGGGAACUCUAUUCUUCUUCUCCCCGUUUCACUCUUGGUAGAUAGUUGGAUACAUAAAAAUAUAGAGAGAGAAAAAAGAACCCUAUUAGUACUACUAUUUCUCUUGCAGAGGAAAAAGAAAAGAAAAGAAAAAGGUAUUGGGGUAGCAGGGUUUGCUUUUUCUGACUACUAGUAUUGCUUACUAUGUAUUCCAUUAAGGAUUUGCUGUGAAAAAAGCCUGAAAUCAGUAAGCUUAAAACUCGGGAGAUCUUAGCCCCAAAAAGAGAGGGAAAACAAAAGAUAAUUACAGAGUAGUCUCUCUGUGUGUUUUUGUGUGUGAGAGAGAGAGAGAGAGAGAAAGAUUAUGGUUUCAUAGGCAAAAACAAAAGGAACAAAAUUAACACUCAAGAAGAAACUCAGAGAAAGAAAAAGAUAGUUUAGAGAGAGAGAGAGAGUGUUAAUAAUGGAGGGGGGUUCUAGUGGAAAUAAUACAUCUAGUUUGAUGAUGGGCUAUGGAGAUCAUGACAACAACAACAACAACAGUGGAAAUGGAAAUGCAACACUAUGUCCUCCUCCAAUGAUGAUGAUGAUGAUGCCUCCUUCUCAUCCUUCUUUAACUAACAAUAACAAUGCAGAAACCAGCAACAACAACAACAACAACAUCCUAUUUCUUCCUUUCAUGGACAACAACAACAAUAGUCCUCAUGAAGAUCACGGAAACUCUUCUUCUUCUUCUUCUUCCAUCAAGUCAAAGAUUAUGGCUCAUCCCCACUACCCUCGUCUCUUGGCUGCUUAUGUCAAUUGUCAGAAGAUAGGAGCUCCGCAAGAAGUGGUGGCAAGGCUAGAGGAAAUAUGUGCCACGUCAGCAACAAUGGGCCGUAACAGUAGUGGCAUCAUUGGAGAGGAUCCUGCGCUUGAUCAGUUCAUGGAAGCUUACUGUGAGAUGCUGACAAAAUAUGAACAAGAACUCUCAAAACCCUUUAAGGAAGCGAUGGUUUUUCUCUCAAGAAUUGACUGCCAGUUCAAAGCUCUCACUCUUGCUUCCUCUCACGAAUCUGCUCUAGGUGCGGCAAUGGAUAGAAAUGGAUCAUCUGAAGAGGAAGUUGACGUGAACACCAGUUUCAUCGAUCCUCAGGCUGAGGAUAGAGAACUCAAAGGUCAACUGCUGCGCAAGUACAGCGGUUACUUGGGGAGCCUUAAGCAGGAGUUCAUGAAGAAGAGGAAGAAAGGUAAGCUGCCGAAGGAAGCAAGGCAACAACUGCUGGACUGGUGGACCAGACAUUACAAAUGGCCAUAUCCAUCGGAAUCGCAGAAGCUGGCCCUUGCUGAAUCGACAGGAUUGGACCAGAAGCAAAUAAACAACUGGUUUAUCAACCAAAGAAAGAGGCAUUGGAAGCCUUCAGAAGAUAUGCAGUUUGUGGUGAUGGAUGCUGCUCAUCCACAUUACUAUAUGGACAAUGUUUUGGCUAACCAUUUCCCUAUGGAUAUGACCCCAACUCAUCUCCUCUGAAUAUUAUGGAGAUGGCAAAAUUCCAACUUAUGAAAAUGAAAGUGAAACUUCAAGAUUGUGUAAGAUUGGCUAAUAUUAUCAAGGAUGUUUUGCAUAUUACUCGUAUGCAUUGUAGUAGUAAUAGUGACAUCAUAAACUCUUAAUUAGACCAUAAAGUACUUGUAGCUAGAGCUAUUUCUAUUAUUAUGGUGAACUCUGGAAUUAAGUAGUUUGUAAUUUUAUCUACUAAUGUUAA
Molecule: messenger RNA, 2084 nt
Organism: Lycium ferocissimum
Lineage: Eukaryota; Viridiplantae; Streptophyta; Magnoliopsida; Solanales; Solanaceae
Product: homeobox protein knotted-1-like LET6
Exons: 4
Coding region: 803-1849 (348 amino acids)
Biological process (GO): regulation of DNA-templated transcription
Cellular component (GO): nucleus
Molecular function (GO): DNA binding; DNA-binding transcription factor activity, RNA polymerase II-specific
Source: RefSeq, a predicted model, not a curated record